ACCACCGCUUGCUUCCCCCUCUCUCGAUCGUGCAGACCCUAAACACAAGCAGAGCGCUCUGGUUUCCACCAUCUUCCCUUCGCUUCUCCAAGAAUAGCUCCCUCGAGUACACCCAAAUGGAUCCUUCCCUGGCCAAGCGGCUGUGGCACAUGAUCAGAGCUGCUUGCUACAUGCUACGUAAGGGUUUCUGCAAGCACAAGCUCAUGAUGGAUCUCCACCUCCUCCUCAAGCGCGGCAAGCUCGCCGGGAAAGCCAUCGGAAACUUCGUCACCUUCCAUCACCACCAUGACCGCCACACUGGCUCCGAUGCGUACCCGGCCUGCUCGUGCCGGUCCAUGGACCCCGACUUCUCCUUCUACAACCCCAAGGAGGUAGAGUUCAGCUGCAGCAAUACCCCCUCCUACCCAUCCUUCUUCCUCACUGCCAAGCGGAAGAACCGCCAACGCCAUGGCUGCUACGACAUCGACGUCACCGCACUAGCCCAGCAGCUUGAAAUGCUGAACACGGAGAUAUCUGAAGCCGAGUCGUCGGCCAUGGCGUCGGCGUCGCCAUCGCCUGCGCCGAUGUGGAACGUCGGUAAGAGCCCGGCAGCGGGGCGGCAACUGAGGGUAACAGACUCGCCGUUCCGGAUGAUGGAUGGGGACGGGGAGGCCGAUGGCCGCGUCGACCGGGAGGCAGAGGAGUUCAUCAAGAGGUUCUACGAGAAGCUUCGUCUCCAGCAGAGCGUUCCGGCGACACCGGAGUACCAGUACCGCAGCCGCCGCAAGCCGGCCUGAUGUGGCUCUCAUGGAGCUUGGCCGCUGCGAAUAACGAGAUCCUGUAGAGAGAGAAGCACGUGAGCCUACCUUGUUCGGAGCUUCUCUGCUGCUUUCAGUCUGCUUUGGUUGCUGAAGCUGAGGGAUGCAGCUGUUCAUGAAAUAUUUUGAUUAUUCCAUGUGUUCCUAAAAUAUUGAAGAUCGAGUCACUGUUGGACAUACUGAAGGAAAAUUUGUAAUGUUGAUUAAUCGAAUGACAAGAAUGUUUAUGUUCGUCAGAUCUUCCAGUUUAUUGUAAUGCGACCAUAUUUGGGGUGUCUGGUAAUGCUUUGUCUUGUUACUUGGAGCUGAGAUCCAGCAGAUGCAGUUGUU
This is a messenger RNA of Musa acuminata subsp. malaccensis (wild Malaysian banana), 1127 nucleotides long. RefSeq lists its product as uncharacterized. The record is from RefSeq and is a predicted model, not a curated record. Lineage: Eukaryota; Viridiplantae; Streptophyta; Magnoliopsida; Zingiberales; Musaceae.